CCCUUCCGCCGGUUCCACGCCGUCCUCACUGUUUGCGACGAGUGGGCCCCAUCACGGUAGUAGAUAGCUGAGAAUCCAAGAACGUCCCUAGUCUUCUUCUUCUUCUUCCUCCUCCAUCUGCAGUCAUACUACAAGCCCUAACCUGGGCUUAACAAGAUCCAAAUGGCUCCAUCGAAACUAGAUCGCAGACAGCUGGGGACCACCGGCCUCAGCCUCAGCUGCGUGGGAUUCGGCGCCUCUCCCCUCGGCAACGUCUUCGGCCACGUGUCCCCCGAGGAAGCCCUGGCCUGCGUCCGCAGAGCCCUCGACCUCGGCAUCAACUUCUUCGACACCUCACCGUAUUAUGGGCUUACGGUCUCGGAGACGGUCCUCGGAAACUGCCUUCAAGCUCUCGGGGUCGCGAGGGACGAGUUCGUUGUAUCGACCAAGUGUGGGAGGUACGGCGACGGCUUUGAUUUCAGCGCGGAGAGGGUUACGAAGAGCCUGGAUGAGAGCUUGGCGAGGUUGAAGCUCGAUUAUGUCGACAUUCUACAGUGCCAUGAUAUCGAGUUUGGGGAUCUCGAUCAGAUUGUAAAUGAGACAAUCCCUGCACUUCAAAAGCUCAAAAAGGCCGGAAAGAUUCGUUUUGUUGGAAUAACAGGUCUCCCUUUGGAGAUUUUUACAUAUGUUCUUGAUCGAGUACAGCCUGGUUCAGUAGAUGUGGUCCUCUCGUAUUGUCAUUACAGCAUCAAUGAUACAACUCUCGUAGAUUUGUUGCCCUACCUUAAAAGCAAAGGUGUAGGAGUGAUUACUGCCUCUCCACUGGCGAUGGGCCUUCUUACUGAGAGUGGUCCACCAGAGUGGCACCCUGCGUCAUCGGAACUCAAAGCUGCCUGCAGGGCUGCUGCACUCCAUUGUAAGGAGAAAGGGAAGAACAUCUCAAAACUAGCUCUCCAGUACAGCCUGAUGAAUAGUGAAGUUGCUAGUGUGCUUGUCGGCAUGAAUUCUGUCAAACAGGUUGAGGAGAAUGUUGCUGCUGCUUUAGAACUAUCAAACACGGGGCAUGAUGAGCAAAUUCUGCAUGAGGUCGAAGCUAUCCUAGAGCCUGUCAAGAAUCAAACCUGGCCCAGUGGCAUCCAACGGAGCGUCUAGCUUCCACUUCAUCCUGUCUGCUUUUGAUUAUUGAAGCAUAAGAAGAGUGUCAGAUAAACGUUUCAAGUUGGGAUCUGAAUUUGCUGGUUUUGGUUUGUUGUCUUACUGUCCCAGGGAGCUAGACUCAUCGUCAAGCGAGCUAGAUUGGUUAAGGAUAUCAGAGUAAUACUGUUAUGGAGCUUGUCAGAAAACUAGAGAUUGCAGUAUUGAAAAAUUAGGAACUUUUAUUGUCAAGGGAGCUGGAUUUGGAUAAGGAGAUCAGAGUAAUACUGUUAUAUUGAACUUUUUUUUUGAACACUAGAGAUUGUAGUAUUUAGAGAUUCGGAACUUGGGCAGAAUAGGCAAUCACGACUGUUGUAAAGCUCUCAUUUUCCUAAUAAAGCUCAUUGCAAGGA
Messenger RNA from Asparagus officinalis (garden asparagus), 1526 nucleotides. RefSeq names its product L-galactose dehydrogenase. NCBI's taxonomy places the organism in Eukaryota, Viridiplantae, Streptophyta, Magnoliopsida, Asparagales, Asparagaceae. The record is from RefSeq and is a predicted model, not a curated record. Gene Ontology annotation, biological process: L-ascorbic acid biosynthetic process. Gene Ontology annotation, cellular component: cytosol. Gene Ontology annotation, molecular function: L-galactose dehydrogenase activity. The transcript is spliced from 5 exons. Bases 163 to 1131 code for a protein of 322 amino acids.